CUUUUUUAGGUUAUGUUGAGUUGCUUUUUAUAAAAUAAUUAUUAAAAAUAGAUUUAAUUAGUUCAAAAUUAUAUUAAAUUGUUGUAAGUGUUUUGAAUAAUUAUUUGAAGUUAAAAGAAUUGAUUUAAAAUGCACGGGAGAGUGAAGACAAGAUCUUCAGAAGAGGAGGCUGCGAGGAAACUAAAAGAGCGACAAGCCAAAGUAGCAGCUUACAAAGCUGUCAGUAGUCAAAUAUUUGAAAUGCGAGAGAAAAAAGAAUUGAAUGGAGUCUUAAUGAAUUUGUUAGCACAAGCUUUGAGUGCUAAUCCUGAUAUUUAUACGUUUUGGAAUAUACGGAGAGAAGUUUUGCAGCAUUUGGUUGCACAGAACGAGUAA
This is a messenger RNA of Ctenocephalides felis (cat flea), 375 nucleotides long. RefSeq names its product geranylgeranyl transferase type-2 subunit alpha-like. The record is from RefSeq and is a predicted model, not a curated record. Lineage: Eukaryota; Metazoa; Arthropoda; Insecta; Siphonaptera; Pulicidae. The transcript has 2 exons. Gene Ontology annotation, biological process: protein geranylgeranylation. Bases 130 to 375 code for a protein of 81 amino acids. Gene Ontology annotation, molecular function: Rab geranylgeranyltransferase activity. Gene Ontology annotation, cellular component: cytoplasm; Rab-protein geranylgeranyltransferase complex.